Messenger RNA from Scophthalmus maximus (turbot), 2672 nucleotides. RefSeq names its product growth arrest-specific protein 2 (gene gas2a). Gene Ontology annotation, molecular function: actin filament binding; microtubule binding; cytoskeletal adaptor activity. The record is from RefSeq and is a predicted model, not a curated record. Gene Ontology annotation, biological process: actin crosslink formation. Bases 642 to 1673 code for a protein of 343 amino acids. The transcript has 9 exons. Lineage: Eukaryota; Metazoa; Chordata; Actinopteri; Pleuronectiformes; Scophthalmidae. Gene Ontology annotation, cellular component: actin filament.
UAGUUUAUUUCCUUUAUCGGAAUUAAGUCAUAUACAUUAUAUCGGCAAUAAUAUUGGUUGUUUUUUUAAUCUAACUUCCAGGAUUGUUAAAAAACAUCCAUUUGUGUUUUUCUGUUAACAGAGAACUUCAAUAUUUGUGUAUGUAUGUGCGAAUGUCUACUACUUACAUUAUAAAAGAUAAAUUCGGUGCUCACAGCACCUAGAAAUGUACCAGAUUUGGCGCAGUCGUGUCUGCCAGUCGGAUCAGAUUACAUGUGCAGACAUUGUGACUUCAAUAAUCAAUGUGAAUUUCCCGGGAUGACCUGCUGAUGUCAAUCCAGAACUGUGUUAUUGACACAGCACAAUAUACGAAGAAGAGGGGAGGGAGACACUACAAACUCCCCUCCCAUCAACAGCAGCAACAACGUGCUGUGUGUGUGCACGCGCGCGCGUGUGCGCGUGUGUGUGUGCGGUCAGACGCCUGUGCAAACGCGCAGUCAGAGAGACCUCCCCAGUCCACACUGGUUCGGUGUUUGGAGCUAACCUGUGGGUCGACGCGCCGCUGUGCAAAGCAUGAGAAGUUGGAUCCCGCAGUUCAGAGGACGAGUGAGAGGAAGGUGCGCACCAGCGAGCUGAUCCCUCAGGGCUGUCCGUAGGGAACCAUGUGCAGCUCCCUGAGCCCCAAACAGCCCUGUGGCCCCGGCCUCACAGACAUGCAGCAGUACCACCAGUGGCUGGCCAGUCGACAUGAAGCCAGCCUGCUGCCUAUGAAGGACGACCUGGCCCUAUGGCUCACUAACAUUCUUGGUCUGGAAAUCACCGCCGAGAGCUUCAUGGAUCGCUUAGACAAUGGCUUCCUGUUGUGCCAGCUGGCUGAGACACUACAGGAGAAGUUCAGGCAAAGUAAUGGAGACCUACCCGCCCUUGGCAACACCAAGAGUAUUCCCUCUCGGAGGAUACCAUGUCGGCAGAGUGCUCCCUCUGGCUCUUUCUUCGCACGGGACAACACAGCGAAUUUCUUGGCCUGGUGUCGUGAGGUUGGAGUUGGAGAAACAUGUUUGUUUGAGUCAGAGGAUUUAGCAGUAGAUGUGACAACACCAGUUCUUCACAAGCAGCCACGAGAGGUGUGCCUCUGCCUUUUAGAGUUGGGACGGAUUGCAUCACGGUACAAUGUGGAACCUCCUGGCCUUAUAAAGCUGGAGAAAGAGAUUGAACAAGAAGAGAAGGCGCCUCUGCCUCCUCAAUCAGCCCUAUCUCCAGUUCAGCCCCUCCCUCCAUCUCCUGCUUCAUCUCCUUCCCCAUCUCCUUCCCCAUCCCCGACUCCUCCCAAAGUGACUUCCAGCAAGAAAAGUACAGGAAAGCUGUUGGAUGAUGCUGUAAGAAAUAUCGCGGAUGAUCCCCCCUGCAGGUGUCCAAAUAAAUUCUGUGUGGAAAGACAGUCACAAGGUCGAUACCGUGUUGGAGAGAAGAUGCUCUUUAUCCGAAUGCUGCACAACAAGCACGUGAUGGUGCGCGUCGGUGGAGGCUGGGAGACCUUCGAGAGCUACCUGCUGAAACACGACCCGUGCCGCAUGCUCCAGAUUUCCCGAGUGGAGGGCAAGACGUCCCCUUUCAGCAGCAAGUCCCCCAACAUCAAGGACCUGACCCCUGACAGCUACCUGGUGGUGGCAGCACACUACCGCAGCAAAAAGUGAAGACGCGAGACGGACAAGUGCCAAUGACCGAAGGACACGGAAGACGACUUCUUUCUGUUGUCUCCUCCACACUAAAUGGACAUGGUUGUCCAACAUGUGCCUGGUUUUUAUAGAUCAUGGAAAGCUCACUCGUGUAAUAGUGAUGCCUGGUUUUCUCGGUUAAAAAGAAAUCAACCAGAUGGAUGUUUGUGAUCAGGUAAGGCCUGCAGUCAAACAAGGCCAUAUUUGAAUUACAAUAUGAUGAGUUAACUGGGUACAAGUGAAGCUGUACAAUUAUGUUGAGAGUUGUUGUUUUUUUUCCAUUGUAUUAUAAGCAAUAUACAGUAUCGCUUUUUGUAGGUAGAAUAUUUUUUAUUUUUAGUGCCAAUGCUCUUUCAAUGCAGCCAUCCGUGCCUAUAGUACCUGUCUGCAUUUGUACAUCUGAGGUUUCAGGACCUUGAGGAAGCCAGUGUUCCUGGGCAACCUGGAGGGAAUUCCUUCAUUUGUGUGUAUGUUAUAGCAGACAGGAAGAAGACAUUUUCUACCAAGGCAUUGUAUUUCAUUUUUUUUCUUUUUCUCUUUUAAAAAAAAAUUGUCAUUUGGCAUGUAUUGCUGUCCUAAAUGCCUUACAGUACACUGAAUAGAUGAAAGGUUCCAGUGGACACCACACCACGCUUCAAAUUGAACUGGCAUUAGCAGAGCAACUCUUACAAUCCAAAGCUGUGCAAUGAACCACAUAUUUACAUGCCAGUCAAAUGCAUAGUAUUAAACUUAUCACAUCUCAACUACAAACCAAACAUUGGUCCUAAAAUGUAAUGGCUUUUACUUGUUUACAUGUGUAUAACUAUUUUAUGCAAAGCAUUUAUAUACUUAUACUUAUAAUUUCUUAGUAAUUAUUCAUUGUUAGGAUAGCUCCUGUUUUAUGUCAUUUUUGUUGUAAGAACAUAGACAAUCACCUGCACAAGUUGCAGUAUGUCAUUGAACAGAACCUCAAUGGUAAUAAAACAGCACAUAUACUCA